Varroa destructor (honeybee mite) is the source of this 3550-nucleotide messenger RNA. RefSeq lists its product as uncharacterized. Lineage: Eukaryota; Metazoa; Arthropoda; Arachnida; Mesostigmata; Varroidae. The record is from RefSeq and is a predicted model, not a curated record.
UCCAUGAAUUGGGGGCCACCGCUUGUCCCAAACACAAGUUUACAUGGCCGAUUAGCACCAGUGCAGAGCUACUAUUGCACGCCAGCAUAGUUUACUUCUGAUAAAUGACACAAUCAGCAGCGAAGCUACAACCUGCCCUGCUUAUAAACCUUAUGUGCAACUUGUUUCUAGUGACGGUAAAUCGAUCAUCAAGUCUAUGGGUAUGACAUGAUGCCACCUUAGCCUGACCAACAAUAAAUCGGACUUCCAAUUCACUCCCAGAUCAGAGCGUCUCGCGUCUUCUGAAGACGGGCUAUCGGGACUGGUUUGGUUCGUGAGCGCAGGCAAUAGUGAUCCAGUGUUCGUAUUUCAAUAGCGUACUUUACACGACUGACUUGGUAAUAUGUUUGAAUCCGACAGCGACGGGGAUUUGAAAAGCGCGCGAAAAUUUUCAUGCCGGGAACGGGAACUAUCGCCACUGUUUGGGUCUGAUAGUGACACAACAGACUCAAAAAGGGUAAAGCCGGGUCCUAAGCAGGACAAAUUCGAAGCUCUGCUUAAGCUGACCCAGCAUGGCAACAGCAAGAAAAAUGACAACGAUAACAACUCAACGACAAGCGCAACCACUAAGAGCCGUAAAAAAUUGGCGAUCAGCGGUGGGUCGCAGAGCGACAUGGAUGAGCGUGUUGAGGUCGCCAACGACGUGUCAGGGAGAAGGACGAAUUUUGACUUGACAAGAAAACGAACCAACAGCAGCAAUGGAAACAGAAAAAAGGGUGCAACCGAAGACGGAACUCAUAGCGAUGUCGAGAAGGAUCUUGAGAACGACAGCCAUUCGGAAAUGGAUGUUAAUGAGGGUCGUCGAACGCCGUCAGGUCGCAAGACAGCUCCAGCUAGUUCGAUGGCCACCAAGUCUUCAGGGAGAAGUAGGUCACCUUCACUCGUGUUUGAACCGACAUGUGAAAAACGUGCCCGGAAGAGUUCACCGGGGCCCACAGGCUCCGAGAAAGAAGAACACGAACCUUCAACCAAACGGCUGGCAGCCGGCGGACAUAGCAAGAACGCACAGCUAUCUGUGGAUGCCGAAGAGGACCCGCUGACUGCCAAACCAGGCGCCGCUCGUCAGAAGACGGUAACUGAGGCAGACGGCACUACUAAGGCUGUACCCACACCCCGGAGGGGUCGAGGACGUCUUGCGAAAGAUAAGUCUACUGUUAACACUUCCGGAAAUGAAAAGAACAGCUCAAACGUUGUCAGCGAUGGCGAAACCAUAGCGAAGCGCAAGUCAACGAACGGAAAACCACACGAUGAACAAGCUGACAACGAAGGUGCCCAACAAAACAGCGAACAUGGCGGCCGAAGUCAAAUCGAGACGGCCAAACCGGAUCAUAAGAAAUCCACCCCAGCAACCAAGAAGCUUCGUUGGCGACCCCAGAAAGGCACGUCUGGCACGAGCAGUGAAAAGGAUAAAGCGGUAGAAGCUACAAAGGAUAACGGGAAGCUUGCCAUUGAUGAAGAUGAAGAUGGAGAACAGGCAAAGUCGAACGUAAGCAAAAAAGCGACAGAGGAGCAAGACCAUAAUGAAGAACAACUGAGUGACGAAUCGAACAACUUUGAGGCAAAUCGUAAGCUUACGGCUGCGCUUGUUAGUGAAGCGAAGUCAAUCUCAGCACCGGGAAGAACAUCUAAAAGCAAGGUUACCAGCAUUCAUAAUGUAGACGAGAAGACAGCCAAACCGAAGCCGAACCAGGGGGAAAACUACGAGUUAGACGACGGCAAGGGAUCCAACCAGACCAAUAAUAGCGAUAGCGAUUGUAAAGACGACGCUGACCUUUUGAGUUCUAGCGAAGCCAUGAAUAUAGUCACGGUUAAGGCGGAAGUGCCAAAGUCAUUUGGACAACUUCGAAGAAGUACUCGAACUCAAGCAUUCGCAACAGUAGAAAAUCGAUCUGAGGAGAGCGAUCGUGAAACACCCGAACCUUCAGAUGAUGAAGCGUUCGUAGCACGUAUAAGUGCCAAACAUUAUAGGAAGAACAGAAAGUCGAAGAGACUCUCUGCAGCUAAAAAGACUGCGCAGCGCAAGGCGUCUAUGAAACUGCGAAGGCAGAAUAAAGCUGUCCGUGAGGAUAGUUCCGAUGAAAGUGAAGUGUCGCUUGCUGGGCAUCUUUUCAACCGUGGAGGCAGCUUACAUACCACUGUCAAACAACUGGUCGUAGCAAUCGCACGCAACACGGCAAUGCUAGGUGACCUCACUGCAGAAAUUCAUCAGUUGCGGGAAACUCUUCGAGAGGGGAGUGUCCCAGAUAUGAAACAGAGACAUGACAUAAAUUGAAGAUCAACGCUAUGCAGCCGAACGACCCAUAGAAUCGCUUCAACCAUGGUUACUUCUACCACAGAAAGGAUUUCUGCAUAACAAACACACAGAUAUUUGUGUGUAUCACAGAUCUCUACGAUUUGAUAGAUAAAAAUUGUCAGCGGAUAUGUAAUGGAUACUAUUGAUGAACCGUAAUUGUUACAUAUGAUGAUUUACGCAUUUUGGGUCGAUGAAAGUGGUAGAUGAUCACUGAAAAACAUCGACAUAUCUUAUGUAGAGAUCACAUGUCGGCAUUCUUUCGUGUCAGGUGUAGUUUCCAGGAGAUGUUUUAUGUAGAAUUUGAGGCUCCUAUGAUGUAUCCGAUAAAACAAAAAAAAAAUCAAGCAGAAUAUACAUAAGCAGAUGACAAAAUUUCCAUCAAAAAUUUAGUAAAGCUGCAUUCGGACGGUAAUAUGUUACCUCGAAACUCCAACAAACUAUAUAUAUAUAUAUAUACAUUUCCGUUUUACAUUCUUCUACUGAAAAUAAUUGUCCCUGUCAGUCAUCAAAUCUGUCACCACACUUGAUCAAGUAUCACGUACUACAGUAACGGUGUAUUGUGAAAACUACUUUUUUUUAGUAAAACUUCAUAAAAAAUUGCUUCACAAAGGAUCACAAAGCUCACGCAGUACUAAAGAAAAAAGGCACGAGAAAAUAACAGACUACAGCGCGCACAGCAGUCGCGCCGAGCAAGUAUCAUCGAGCGAAGAUCCAGAAUAUUAUUUAGUUGAGUAACAAUAAUGUGCUGUCUCAAACGUUAGUAAUAUUUAACCAUAAAACAGACCAUGGAAGUAAUGAAAGUAGUAGCGCACAGCCGAACCCGUAACCACAAAUUACAGAAACAAAAAUUGGAUAAUAACAACAUUUAGAUGAAUAAAACAACAUUGUCACUUCACUCUCGUAGAAACUAACUUGUAAAUUUGCGCCUCAUAAAACAAUGAAAGGUAUUGCAUAUUAUCGGCAGUAGCAAUUUAUAACGGAGUUCAGAUUGCAAUCAAUACUGUAGCGAGAAACACGAGAUUAAAUCGUCCGCUGUACCGCAUUAUUUUCCCCGCUUACGAACAUUAUACGAUACAUAACUACACGUGUUCUUAUGGAGGUCGCCUCUUAUAAAUAAUGAAUUUUUUAUAAUUAUUUAAGCGAUAAUAAGCGCUGAUUCUAUUGUGAAAUAGAAAUACUUUUCUUGUGUAAAAUAAAAAUAAAGAAUACCGUACAAGA